AUGGCUAUCCCGGUAGCCGAAUCAUCCAUGUCGUCGCAGGUCGCCGAGGCGGGGCGGAUGGCGAGUGCGGACCCGACUAAGGCGGAGGAGCUGUACAGGGGGGUACUGAGCCGGACGGCAGCUGAUGAGGAUGAUUUGAGGGAUCAAGAGGUUGCGCUGGGCAAGCUCGGCGCGUUGUAUCGGGAUCACGACAAAACGAAAGAACUCGCUCAACUUGUGACUGACUCGCGGACGUUCAUGUCACAAAUAGCCAAAGCGAAGACCGCGAAGCUCAUCCGUACACUUAUCGACUACUUCCCUCCCACCGCCCGAGAUCUGCAAAUGCAGGUUGUGAAUGACAAUAUCGAAUGGGCGAAGAAGGAGCGGAGAGUGUUCCUGCGGCAGAGCCUCGAGAUCAGGCUGGUUGGACUACAAAUAGAGGCCCAGAAUUACCGGCAGGCGUUGACGAUGACGGAAGGGUUACUGAAGGAGCUGAAGCAGCUGGAUGACAAGAUCAUCCUGACUGAGGUGUUCUUGUUGGAGUCGAGGGCGGCGCAUGCUAUCCAGAACUUGCCACGAGCAAAGUCCGCACUCACAUCUGCCCGGACUACCGCCAACUCGGUUUACUGCCCUCCCCUUCUCCAGGCUCAGCUCGACAUCCAGGCCGGCGCGGUCAACGCCGACGACAAGGACUACAAGACGGCCUACUCUUACUUCUUUGAGGCGUUUGAAGGGUUUGCACAGGCGGACGAGAAGGACCCGAGGUCGUUGAAGGCGUUAAAGUACAUGAUGCUGUGCAAGAUCAUGAUGAGCUUGCCAGAGGAUGUGCCGCCACUCUUGCUCUUGAAGAGCGCGGCUCCACAUCUCGGUAGAGAUCUGGACGCUAUGCGGGAAACAGCCGCGGCGCUGAAGGCGAGAAGUCUGGAUAUGUUCAAAACAACAUUGAAGGAGUACAAUCAGCAACUGCAACAGGACCCUCUGAUCCGUUUCCACCUCUCCCUCCUAUAUGACACUCUUCUCGAGCAGAACCUGGUCCGCGUCAUCGAGCCAUACUCGUCCGUCGAGCUCAGUUGGAUCGCACAGGAAGUCGGGCAGAGUCUGCAGGUCGUAGAGGAAAAAUUGAGCCAGAUGAUCCUGGACCAAGUGUUCCACGGCGUCCUGAACGAGAGUCAGGGGACACUCGAGGUGUAUGAUGAGCCGGUCGAGGAUGCCAUGUACUCGACGGCGCUGGAGACGCUGAAGCAGAUGGGAGACGUGGUGAAGGGCUUGUACGAGAAGGCGACCCAGGUAGCAUAG
This is a messenger RNA of Dioszegia hungarica, 1275 nucleotides long. Its product is annotated as 26S proteasome regulatory complex, subunit RPN6/PSMD11. The transcript is spliced from 9 exons. Lineage: Eukaryota; Fungi; Basidiomycota; Tremellomycetes; Tremellales; Bulleribasidiaceae. The coding region runs from base 1 to 1275 and encodes 424 amino acids. Gene Ontology annotation, biological process: ubiquitin-dependent protein catabolic process. The record is from RefSeq and is a predicted model, not a curated record. Gene Ontology annotation, cellular component: proteasome regulatory particle, lid subcomplex. Gene Ontology annotation, molecular function: structural molecule activity.